Oncorhynchus keta (chum salmon) is the source of this 5322-nucleotide messenger RNA. Its product is annotated as neurofilament medium polypeptide-like. Lineage: Eukaryota; Metazoa; Chordata; Actinopteri; Salmoniformes; Salmonidae. The record is from RefSeq and is a predicted model, not a curated record. The coding region runs from base 3377 to 4489 and encodes 370 amino acids. The transcript is spliced from 5 exons.
AGAACCCCAACACCACCCAGAACCCCAACACCACCCAGAACUCCAACACCACCCAGAACUCCAACACCACCCAGAACCCCAACACCACCCAGAACCCCAACACCACCCAGAACCCCAACACCACCCAGAACUCCAACACCACCCAGAACCCCAACACCACCCAGAACUCCAACACCACCCAGAACCCCAACACCACCCAGAACCCCAACACCACCCAGAACUCCAACACCACCACAACCGUCCACUACACCCAGACUAACCAUUUCGGCAGCCGUUGCGAGUCUCUAACCUACAAUAUCUCACUCAUCAACGGCAACAGCACCUUCCAGUUCGACGUGGGGGGCCGAUUCAACCUCACUGGGGUCUUCCUGGAGACCUCCUGCCCAGAUUGUCUGGUGAUGAAGUGGGAGGUGAGCUCCAGGAGGAGGGAGUCCACGGACCUGUACCUGCUGAGGAAGACGGAGGGUGGGAGAGAGGUAGAGGAAGAGGAGAUGGAAGAGUUCAGGAAACAGGUGGAGUGUAUGGGGCUGCCGCCGCCAGUGGUGAUGGAGCCGGGGGAUGCCCUCUGUGGUUCCUAUCAGCUCCCCUGGAAACUCUGAGGACGAGGAGAAGAAGACGAAGCUCGAUCAGAGAGUGGGGGCCCUGAGACCGAUGUAGAGACACGUUUUCUGUCGUCUGUUUUGUAUAUUAUUAUUAUUAAUCCAACAUUUCUGUGUUUACUGUUUGUCGAUGACCUGUAGAAUUUUGAGGGGAAAAAGAUGCACGAUUUGUCAUAUUAUUCUGUCUUCUUUGCUUCUUUAACAGAUGUAAUUACGUUCACAGACUGAUUUAAUGUCCCAGAGUUGAAGCUGAUUCACAGAGACAGUGGGAUCCAGCGGGAAUGUCGGGACGACAUUCGGACUCUAUGCACAAUGGGAAAGAAAAGUAUUUUAUAAUUGGAUUACUUUUGUAUAAUUUGGCAUAACCUCAUUUGUCCAUAUGCAUUAAAGUGCUCAUACUGUUAAUUCUCAGAUUAAACUGGAUGGAACAGUGAACAAUUAGUCAUUUGUGAAAGAGAGAGAGAGAGAGUGUUUCUGCAGAUGUGGGCGUGUGCACAAGCAAGGGGGGAAAUGUGGGUGUGAGUACGGACAUGGACAGGGCCAGGGAGAGAGUAACCUACUUUCAGAACUAUUGGGUACAUGGUCCUACUUGGGUACUUGGUUCUGAUUAGACAUGACGUACCUGUAGGAUCGACGUCCCAAAUCCCACAACAAGAAUAAGAAUAAGAAGGUCCCCUGUAGAUCAGGAACGUUCCAGCCCAGUGGCGUCGUCACCAGCACAGACGAUACCAUAUCAACAGACCGACCUGCUGAAGACUGACUGUUAUAAACUGUUCUAGUCCAGACUGUUGUUUCAAGUCAACAGAGCCAGCCAAUUGGCAGUCUACCCGUCUCAUCAUGGCAACAAUGGAGCCGGUGGCCAACCGACAGAGCUCAGCCGACUCAUUGGUCGAGUGGGCCAGCGAGGUUUGGGGGAUGGAGGAGGGCGAAAUGGACCCCACUCUGGCCCAGGACACUACCCCUCCUCCUCACCCGUUGGUCAAACAGGCACCCAGAGCAAAGUCAGAAGAUCUGGGGUCAGAAUCUCCAGAUACUCCAAAGCCUAGACCCCAAGUGUCUCCCUCAAGUGAGAACCUUACAGACUCAACAAACAAAAUGGCAGAAGUGGUUCCUAAAAUGGAGCAGGAGGCACUUUCUGGGGUAAAUCAGGUGCCUAAUAGUAGAAUCCAGGUGGGUGAUAGUGAAUUGGAACGAGACCUUAAAAUGAUAGAUGACAAUCACUGUGAGAAGGAGGAAGAUGUCGCUGCUUUUCGGUCGCCUCUUGCCUGCAUUGGCCAAGCCUCACCUGCAGAGGGCGCUCCAGAGACCCAGCCAUAUCCAUUUGAGGAGGAAGAAGAAGAAGAGGAGACCAUUGACUGUAUCAGCGAUGGUAAGGUGGAGGUGAUCUCUAACUCUGUAGAGGAGGAAAUGUCGUCAUCUGACAGCCAGGGUAGCCAGGAGUGGCCUUCGAGAUCUCACCUUGAUGACGUUGUGGAGGAAGACAAAGAAGAAGAAGAUGGUGCCAAGGAAGACAAAGUAGAGGAGUUUCAGUCUGUUGAGAUGAUGGAAAAUGGCGCUGUACGGUUGCAGUUGAAUGCAGAGCGUCCAGAUAGGAGUGAAUUUGAGCAGGGGCUGUCAGAGACGGUGUGUGCUACUGAGAAGGCUUCUGUAGAAGGGGGUCCUGUUGAAACUAGCAGUAGCCCCCCAUCAGUGCAGGUAGCUGACAAGCAAGAGGUUAGUGAGUGCCCAAUCAGUAGUGACAGAGAGAAGACAAUGUCAGACAAUAACAACCAUGAUACUAUGAAGGCUGCUGAAACUAGCACUACCACCCACUCCCCACUAAAAAGAGAGAGUUCCGAUGACAUAUUCUCUGAGUCCCCGGAAAAUCCUGAAUCAGCUCUUGCCGGUGAUGGAGAGGAGAACCAGAGUGUAGACUCCAAGCCUUUAGACAUCAGCUCAGCCCGGAGGCAAUGGGUUAGGCUGGACAGUACCAGAAGCAAACUCCCUCAGCCUGAGCAAUCCACCUCCUCUAGAUCCUCCUCUUGUAGCCACCUAGUAGACCUGGCUCAGCCCCGGGUGUAGUUACACCAGACAAACAGCAGGGGGAGCAGUUGUUACGAAAUGUCACUGCUGCUCUGACGCAUCAUAGUAACCAGGAAGUGGCAGCACAACAGGUGUUCAAGGGAGCAACUCUGGCUCCGCCCCUGGCGACAGUCGCCAAGGAGCCAGCUAAUCAGGUCAAGGCAGAUCUCCUUGGCUCUGGCUGUGUUGUAGUGAAAGAGCAGGCGGGUGGAGAGAGAAAGGUGGGAAAGAGGGAGGGAGACAACAGGCAAACAGGUGGAGAGAGAGGGCAGAGAGCGAGUGGACUUGGCGCAGCGGGCGAGGCAGACAGGAAGAAAAAAGAGGAACGGAUCGAAGAAAAGAGGACAAACCCUGGGUUGUUGAUGUCGAGAGACAGUCACAGCAAAGCUUCCAAGAUGAAGUUGGGAGGGGACUUGUUCGAUGACAGCCAGAGUGACAGUGGCGUAUCUGCCGACUUCUCCCCUGGUAGUACUGUGGAGCUCCAAACCACCACCCCCACCCUCACCUCGCCUCCGGCCGACGAGACCCCCAUCGAGAGGGAGAUCCGUCGGGCAGUGCAACGUGAGCAGUCCCUCAGGAGAUCCAGGGGCCUCCACAACAAUCCUCCCACCCAGGAAUAUGUGGACAUCCCCUAAGGAAGUCAGUCUUGACUGAGACCCUGCCUUCCAAGUCGGACAAGAGCCAGGGGGAAGGACCGUCUGUUUGCGGGGAAGAAGAUGCAGAAGGAGAUCAGUGUAGAGACCCAGAGGGAACAGGUCCUGGUUCGACUAGGGAAAGUUAGAGGUUCCUAUGACAAGGGGACAGUACGCCAGCUCAAGGAAAGGAAGAAGUUAUUCGAAGCUUUCCAGGAGCCCAAGGAGACAUCCUUGGGCUCCUCGAUGAUACUGUCCCAGAGCAAGGCACCCUCCUGGGCUUCGGCGAGUGACCUCUCCACUCUGGAGAUCCAGGGGAACGACGCUUCAUCCGUGUCCUUUGUCGGAGGCUCGUUCGGGGAGAGAAGACGUAGUAGCCUGGAGCUGAUGUCCCAGACCCAGAACCAGAGCCCCUCCGGAACACCUAAAGGCAUCACCUACACCCCUCAUGGGGCCCCUGUCCCCCGGGGCCCCACUCUCUCCGAGAGCGCCGGGGGCCAGAUAAUCAUCCUGGAUAACCACCACCACCUGGUUCUCCCCGCUCCGGCCCACGUCCACCACGUCUCCAAGCCCCUCAGGCACUCCCACAGUACGGGCACGCUCACCGAGACACAGGGCCUCACCGUGGUCGACUCCGCUUCUAUAUACUCCUCAACCAGUGCAUUCAGCGGAGAAGAGAGAAGGGGGUUUUGGAGGGAUGAGGAUGGAGGGAGGAUGGAUCAGGAGGAGGAGGAGGAAGAGGAGGUUCCAAAGGAGAACCCCUUCUUCAAGCUGCGCUCCUCAUCGGUGUCUCAGGACAAGGUGGAGCAGGAUAUCCGGGAAGCCAGGGAGAGAGAGAAGGAGCUGCGGAGGCAGAGGAGCAGUCUGUACAGGGAAGGAGGAGGAGGAGGGGGGAGGCCAGCCAGUAGGGAGGUACAGAGUCCCACUUCUCCUCCUCCACCUCUACUACUACAGAACGGACUGGUGACCCCUGACCUAUCUGUUACCCCCUCAUCGCGGACAGCCUCUGCAACACCAACAGCACGACAGUCUCUUGGGAAGCUGGGCAUGUGGCCUCCACCACAGACAGAUGAGUAUCCGGAUAGCCAAUUAGAGGGCCUCCAGAGCCCACGGACCCCCAGACAGAAGACUCCUCUCCUGCAGCGCUGGGAGUCCGGCCAGGUCAUGAACGGCCAUGGAGGGGAGGAGGAGGACUAAGACAGGCCUCGUGUCAGUUUGUCCUUUUAGAGCAUUAUGAACAAGAUUACAUAGACAAUGGGGGACGUGACCCUAGAUCAGUACUUCUAUUAUGAGACGGUCUAUGAAUACAGGCCCGGAUCUACUGCUGAAAGCAGGGGAAGGACGGGAAGAAACCAGAUCAUUGGAAUGAAGAAUUGGAAACAGACAACCAGGGAAGUAGAAUAUCUGAAAAUGCACUGGAGAGACAGAGGUUUUGGGAGUUGGAUCUCUGAACUGUUGGAACCAUUUUAAUGUCAUAUCAGAACUUUGGAACUGAACUGUAAAUUGGAGCUUUGGAAUUUAGUGGGGGGGGAUUGGAACCAAUGGAUGGUCAUUGGAAGAUGUUUUUACCAGAAGAGACUGGCCGAGUCUCUACAGUACGGUUUUUGUGAGGGUUGAAGGAUGUUGAAAUGGGUUGCGUUGUAUUGUUUCUGAAGCACAUGUCUCAGCAUGGAUUUAUAUGCAUAUGUAUAUAAUUCACAUUUUGUGACAAAUCAAUUUUGGGAGAAUAUUUCCUUCCCCGUAGUUUCUAUUUACUAUAGAGAAGCCGUUUCUACAGAAUGUAAGUUGGCAUUAUGAUAUAAUUAUGUGUAUAUAAUAAGUGAUUAACAAAUGUAACCUACAUUCAGUCAGCUACCACAAACCAAGUCAGUCAACAUAGUAAAUACUGCUAAAUCUAAUGUAUGAUACCAUUGUAGUAUAAUCAUUCAUCAGAGAUGGUGUUUUUAUGCAAGAUGAUUUUUGGCACGAACAGUAUGUCUCUGAUUUCCAUAAAGUAGUCAGGAUGAACAAAUACAUACAUGUAAACCCAA